AAGAAAUUAAAUAAAUUAUAUUUAAUAAUAUUUGAUUUAAAUUGUGUAAGGGUGAAACAAACAAGUGCAUUUUUAAUGUGAAGUUCAUGGAAACCUCACUAUAUCUCAAUGCAAUUCAUUCGAAAGAGAUUCACACUUCAAUGGAAUUCUAAAAUCAAUGCCAUUCAAAGCCGCAGACCGCCAGGCCCAUUGUGACCAUUCAAUGCACAAAAGAUAUUACGCAUUACUGCAUUUAGUACGCAGUGAGUUGUAGUAAAAACUACGAGUCUAAACUUAUUUACAUAUAGCUACAUAUUUGAAACAAAAUCGAAAACUUUAAAGCACUUGGGAAGGUCCUGCACACACAUCCGGAGCCCCUACAAAUUAAACGAAAAAGAGGUUGCUGAAAAAUUUUGAGCCAUUCCGAAAAGCAACAGCAGCCGAUGCAAGAAAAACGGAUACAAAACAACGCAGGCAGCAAACAAUAAAAAAAAUUCAAGCGAAAAACAAAUGGAAUAAAAACAAACAACAAAGCGAGACACGCCACGCGCGUCGGCCACUGCACGCUCCGACAUAGUGAUUUCGAGCUUUUGCUCUCGUGCAGGCGCAAUCGCAUCGCUUCAGCUUGCAAACGUAAAAGUCCAAUGCCACAGUUGUCUCCUGCUUGCCUACCAACUUGCGCUCAGCGUAGGCAUAAGCGACAGCGACAUCAGGCUCAGCUCAGUCGUUAUCAGCAUCGCAGUUGUUUCAGUGGCUUGGCGCACCUGUUCGGCUGAAACAGUUGCUUUUGUCCGUUUCGCAUGCUUACGCUCAUCGUAGAUUUACACAUCGAUGAAGUAAUUUCGUGUAUUUGUUGAAAACGAAAAAAGUCGCUCAUACGAGACGGUGUCUCAGUUACUUUGCCGGUGUUGACGCGUACGAUUGCACAGUGGGUGUAAAAUGAUACAACAGUGUAUUUGUAAUCGCGGAGGAGCAUAAAAUACAAUAAAAACAAACAUUUUAAUUAGUGAAAAUUGUUUUUGCAGAACUGACAGUGAAACAAGUGAAAAUUAAUAACACAACAACAUUCCUAAAGUACACCCUAGGGUAACAAAGAUAAUAUGUAAAAACAGCACGAAAGUCCAAAAUAUGGGUCACAUAUGCAUGCAAAUGUAGAAUGUGUGGCAUUGUGGCAUUCAUGUAAAUUUGACGCACAAAGAAAAACAAUCCAAUUUAUUGGCACUUCUGUGAGUAAUAAAUGGGAACCAGCAGCACAAAACUCAACAAUACAACCAGGAAAUCUUUAGCAACAGGAUAACAAAGAACCUACCAACCACCGCUUAUAAAUUAUUUAAGACAAUCUAACAACUGAAACACGUUUCUGUCCAAAAAUGUAAUAAAUAUUAAAAGCUCACACAAAAGCAAACAAAAUAUUAACCGUUUAUAAAUACAUACAUACUCGUACAUAAAAACUUUUCAAAGACUUCAAACGCUCAGCGAAAACUUAUUAAAGCUGUGUAAUACGAAACGGAAAGGAUCUGGAUAAUUUUUCACAAGGCAUACGAGAAAAACGAAGCUUACUGAGAAACAAAAUGUCGAAUUUGCUCUACAUGGAUGAAACGAAUUGCAAUGGCAUCUACGCAUCCAAAGUCAAUAGUACGGCCUCACCACUAACUACAACAACAUCAAACAACAAUAACAUCACUAACUGCAACGAAAGCAGCAACAAUAUUCUUCAUGCAAGCAACAUUAUUAUGAGCACGGCCAACAACAGCAACAGCAACAGCAACAACAAUAGUAACGUUAACGGAAAUAGGAGCAGUAACAUCAUAAAUAACGCAGGCACAAAUAAUAUCAACAACAUCAACAUCAUGAAUAUAGCAGCCUCGACUGUGGCAAUGACAGCGGCGGUUGCCAACGCCAACGCCAACGUCAACGCUGCCGGCACCGGCACCGGCCUCACGUCAGCCACACUACCCACAUCCGUCUCGAAUGAGGAUCUAAGUCAGAGUUUAUCCGAGUACACAGAUGCGGAUGAAAGCAUAUCAGCACCGACCGAGUUUCUUGCUGAGUUUCUCUCUGCGGUGAUGCUUAAAGACUACAAAAAAGCCUUGAAAUACUGCAAACUGAUUUUACAAUACGAGCCAAACAACGCAACAGCCAAAGAAUUCUACCCGCUUAUAAUCGAAAAGUUACGAGACGCAACGGCCAGCGACAGUGAUGAGAAUUAUAAUAAAUCAUCUUCGCCCGAACCAGUUUUAGAACUACAAUCCUCGGAUCCAUCGGCAGGCGAAAGUGAUGAUGCGGCUUUUGAAGACCAAGCGAUCGGUAUUAUUGAUGAUGGGAUUGACGAGUUUGGACUAGCAGAGGACAAUUGUCAUUCUUUGGAUGGCUCAAAUAGUCACGAACUAAAUGUAAGCAGUCGAAGCGGCAAUAGUGACUCAGCGGGUGGUAGUAUAAGUGAUUCGAUGGAUGAGGAGGUCGAAGGAGAGGAAGACGAUGACGAGGAUAUUGAUGGCAUUGAUGAUGAUGUUGAGGAUGAAGAUGAAGACGACGACGAUGACGAAGUGGAAGAUGUCAACAGUAGCAGCGGCGAUGACUUGCCAAUCGAUGACCCGAAUUCGAUUGAGGCUGCAGCAGGUACCGGCAAUAAUUCACUUUCGUCGCGAAAUUCAUCUAGUGGCGGCGGCGGAAGCGGGCGCAGUCGAAGUGACAACACAACGCACUCAUACUCCAGUUUACUGCUGGAAGAAGAGGACGAUAUAGCGCCGGUUAAUUUGAAAUUCACCAAAGAGCUGUCAUCGCCCGAUUUGGAUGUCAGCAAUGGCAACAAAUUACCGUCAACUUCAUGCAGCGACUCGGAAUCACCAACGGAACCGCUAACGCAACGACUCGCCGCCAUUUUGCGCUCAAAGUGUGGUGUGUCCAGCGCUGGUGACAACUAUUGAAGGCAAUGCAAGUGUCAUACAAACAAAACGCAUACGCAAACGGCAUAGUUAUCAGGAAAAUACAAAACUUUAGUGUGAAAUGCAUACAAAUGAAUCUAGUUUAGUUGAAUAUAUAUACUAAUAUAUGUACUGUGUAUAUUUUCAUGUAUUCACUUGUAGCUAUUUAAGCGUUAUAUACUCGUAGUUUAGUAUAUGUAUAUAUCCAUGUAUUUAUGUACUGGCAUAUAACCAACUUCGUAUACAACACUUAUAUUCAGAUAUAUAUCCUUGAAGUAUAUAAUGUACACAUAUUAUAGAUUAGCAAUUGAAGAGUUGAUUUUCUCACCACUGACAUUUCCCAUUACAACUUGCCAAUCACUCUCAAAUUUACUUAGAGAAUGAGCUUUGCGAUCGGAAGGAUACCCUAUAAGAUGAUCUAUUCACCCUUAAAAUAGGAAUAUUUUUCAUACAUAUAUGUAUAAAUAAUAUUUGAUAAACUUUUAUAAAUAUAUUUACUUAAAUUCUGCUAUUAUUAGAAACCGCUAUGAGAUUUUGGAACUAUCUUCGCUAAAAGAUCUGAGGUCUAAAAAUACCAGUAUACAGUGGGUUCACCUUAAAGUUAGGGGUUUUGUAUCAAAAUUAUAAAGUUCGUGAGUUUCAAAAUCUCUCAGCCAAUACUCUUUAUCUUAUGACCUAUAAAUUUACAUACUCUUUUGCGUAAUAGUCUAGUAAUUAGUAAUACCUAGUGCAGAGAACUGACUCUUAUUUAUGAUAUUCUAGAUCACAAACAAAGUGGACUUGUAGUGAAUUUUAUAUGCAUGCUUUAGAAUUAGGUUUUAUAGGUACUCGCAAAUUUGGUAAACUAAUACAAUUAAUAUUUAUUUAGUCUAUAUAUCUGUAUUAUUAAAGUGAAAAUAUACAAAGACAGGCGAGUUGUUGACAUUUUGAAAAUUCUUUCAACGAAAAGAGGAAGUCGGAAAUAGAAAUCAAAGGAACUAUUUUAGACGAGGAAUCUUGUUACCAAACCGGCUAUAAAGAGAGAACCUCAGAUUCAGUUUUCCAUCGAUCAAGGAAGGUUUCAUAAGUUCAACUAAAUUUAACAACAUUCUGAAAACCUUUACAUUAAGCAUAUAAGGUCCACAUGGGCUAAAAUAGAGCCAAUUACUCGUAAUACAUUUAACAAUGAUUUUAUAUAAUUUGUUGUGUAGGCGUGCUACUUCUUAAUUCAAAAUUUAAAAAACGGUAACCGAAACUAUAUUAUUUUUCAUAUUUUGAUUGAACAGUUUGGAUGACAGCUAUAAACCAUUGUGUUCCGAUCUGAACAAUAUGUUCGGAAAUUGUACACAUUCCCUGAGGUUAUAAUCCACGCCACAUUUCCUGCCGAUAUAAAAAAAUCGACAAAAACUUUCAUAGAAGGACUUAAGCUUGAUCGGUCAGUUUGUACGCUAUAGAGGUCCAAUCCGAGCAAUUUAUUCAGAGUUCGAAGCGGUGCCUCUUGGUCAAAUUUCUUGAAGAUUGCUUGUCAAAUAAAAAGUCUUCUGUACAAGAACAUGAAUUUAUCGUCAGUUCAAUAUCGCCGGUUCGGAGAAAUAAGCAACUUUUUGGAGAGAAAACGAUGAAGAAAUUUCAAAUUAAUAUCUCAACGUGAGGGCCUAGUUGGUGUAUUUACAGACAGACGGAAAGAGAGAAAGGCAGACAGUCGGAUAUAGCCAAAUAGACCCAGCCCCUCCUGCUGAUCAUUUAUACUAUAUACAAGUAUUCGUUUUGUUCACUGAUGAAAUUAAAUUUGGUAUCUAAUUUAAUUUAUGAAAGCAUUAAAAAUAUGUAGAAUAUGUGAUGGGUUAGACCAUAGGCAAGCACGUAUUUGUAUUGGUUAGAAGGUACUAGAUGAACAUAUCGUACAAAGAAAACUAUAUACUUUGGCUAAAUUAAUUAGAAUGGCAAAUCUAUUUCAUAAGCAUUAAAACACAAACUGAACUAUACUACAACUAAUUUAUGUAUAAUAAAUAUUUAAUAAUCAUAUGCAUAAAAUGAGUAUAUUAUAGAACUGAUGGUCCUCAUAUAUUAUUAUAAAUAUUAAAAUUAAUAUUUUAAAUGAUCACAAUUCAACAGUUAAAUCGUAUUUAUGAGUUUAGUCCAAAAAAUAUUUUCCUUUUUUGCAAUGCAAUAUAAGCAUUCACAAACACAAACAAUAUAACAUUAACCGUUCCCACGACAGUAAGGUUAAGGCAUUUGGAACGGACCCGGAAUUUUAUCCGGCCAAGGACUGUCAACUCGGCACCAUUCCUAGAAAUUACUUCAGGAAUGUUUCUGCCGCGAUAACAACAACAUAAACCACACAAUACAGUAUAUAUUCAAAUUAAUUUUUUAAAUCAUAUUAUCACCACUUAAAUACCUAUUUGAAAAAUCGAGUAUACAUAACUGAUUUAACAUAAACAAUAUUGAAUAAGAAAGAAUGUAAAACACAAACACUCGUAAAAGUAAGCUAACAUUACAAAGACUUCAUUAAUAGAGAGACUUUAAACUAGGAAGAUGGUGGAUUGUUGCAUAUUAAUUUCCAAGUGCAUAUAUAAUAUAUUAUAUAUACCAUAUAAGUAUUUAUAAGUUAUAAUCUCAACUAUUUACUAUUUAUACUAAUCUAUAUACUCAAUUUAGGUACGUGUAAUAACAUAUAGACAUAUUUAGUAUGUAUGUGUAUGUAUUUAUAUGUAGUUUUCCUGUACGCAUAUUUGUUGAUAACAAUGCAAUAUAUCAAAGAAAAAUCAAGUGUGAAAAGAACAUUUCUAAAACAUCACACAUAGAUACAUAUAUACUUAUAACAGCUAAAACAGCAGCGCAUACAUAUUUCGUAUAAACCAAAUAAAAAAUACUAUAUAUCAAAGAAUAUUUCUUAAACAUGCAAAGA
Messenger RNA from Bactrocera latifrons, 5790 nucleotides. RefSeq names its product probable WRKY transcription factor protein 1. Lineage: Eukaryota; Metazoa; Arthropoda; Insecta; Diptera; Tephritidae. Gene Ontology annotation, molecular function: protein binding. The record is from RefSeq and is a predicted model, not a curated record. The coding region runs from base 1551 to 2906 and encodes 451 amino acids. The transcript has 7 exons.